Messenger RNA from Closterium sp. NIES-67, 5013 nucleotides. NCBI's taxonomy places the organism in Eukaryota, Viridiplantae, Streptophyta, Zygnematophyceae, Desmidiales, Closteriaceae. The record is from the annotation of a GenBank genome assembly.
CUAGGGCAGUGUGCAAAUCGUCUGAAGAACGUGGUGGCAAAAAAUGCCCGUGGGAGUGCACUUUUAGUGUCUGCCGUAUGGGGGGCUUUUGGUUGGUGAAGAAGUUAAGUCCUGCGAGUGUGCACACCUGUGACUGGCCGGACAGGGAACGCUACGUGAAAUCUAUGGUGAACAAAGUAAAAUUCCUCGAACGCUUGUACGGAGCACUUGUUAGAGGGGCGCCGUUUCUCGCUCCGCGUGAGUACAUCGACCAGAUCGUGGCAACUGGGGGGCCUUCUAUCAAGUAUCAACAAGCAUACAGAUUGAAGGAGAAGAUCGUUACUCAACGGUUUGGCAGUUGGAGAGACUCCUUCAGGUUCAUUCCUUCACUCCAGAGACGUUUGAAGCUUAUUGAUCCGGGUGCCACUGUCAGGCUGCAAACAUAUCAACAUCAAUUCAAACGUUUCUUUGUAGCCCCUUCCGCAACCAGAGAGUCUCUAAAGUGUUGCCGCCCGGUAGUUGCCCUUGAUGGAACGUUCUUGCUUUCUGCUCAACGUGCAACGCUCCUCAUCGCAACUUCAUUGGAUGGUAACAACAACAUCAUUGUUCUCGCCUUCGCACUGGUUGAAGGUGAGAAUUUUUGUAGCUGGAGGUGGUUUUUGGAGUGCUUCAAAAGCCACUUUCCUGACUGGUUAGGCGAGGAUGAUGCGUCUGUGAUUAGUGACAGGGACAAAGGUCUUGUUCCUGCUGUGAAGGAAGUCUUCCCCUCACUCCCGCACUACUUUUGUUCGUGGCACUUGGAGCAGAACUUGACAAGGUUCGGUCCAAAUGCUGUUGACCUAUUUAGAAAACUCCAAGACUGCAGGUCAGAAAAGAAGUGGGAGACCUAUGUGAAGGUGGCUAGAGAACGGUUUCCAAACUUCGCGGCGUACCUACUGGUUACACCGAGUGUUCACACCGACUUCCCACGCAACAGUCAGGGGACAAGACGUGUACGAAGGCGUGUGCCAACAACAGGCAGCCUGGGAUCAACCAGAAAUCAGCCAACUUCUCAUGAACCCUCGGAGCAAUCGCCACAGUCUGGGCGGCAGCACCAACAGUAUGCUGGCAAUGUUCGACAGCAGCCACGCCGACAGCAGGGUCGCCUCCAGCGGCGGGGCCAACAGCAGCGGCAGCAUGGGCAGCAGCAGCAACCGGGGCAGAGUGGGCAGCAGACUCGGCUGUCUGAGCAGCAGCAGCAGCAGCAGCAGCAGCAGCAGCAGCAGCAGCAGCAGCAUCAGCACCAGGGCCAACAGCAGCAGGGACAGCAGCAGGAGCAAGGCCAGCAACAGCAGGGGCAGGGUUCACAUCAGUGGCACGGACAGCAGGAGCAGCAGAGUGGGCAGCAAGCAGGGCUAUUUUGGCAGCAGCAGCAACAACAGUUGCGACAGCAGCACCAGCAACAACAGGGUGGGCAGUGGGGAGGGCUGUUUGGGCAGCAGCGGCAGGGUCAGGGGCAGCAGGGCCAAGGUGGGCCGCAGCAGCAGCAGGGGCAGCAGCAGCAGGUCCCGGGUGGACAGCAGCAGCAUGGACAGCUGCAGCAGCAUGUCCAGCAGCAGCAGGGUCAGCGUACGCAGUGGCAGCAGGGACAGCAGCAACAUCAGCAGCGGGGUGGGCAGCAGGGAGGGCUGUUUGGGCAACAACAGCAGGGUCAGCGUAGGCAGCAGGGUGAGCAGCAGCAGCAGUGGGGUGGGCAACAGGGAGGACUGUUAAGCCAGCAGCAGCAUCAUGGUGGGCAGCAGGCAGGGUUGUUUGAGCAGCUGCAGCAGGGACGACAGCAGCAGCGCCAGGGUGGGCAGCAGCAGCAGGGUCAGGGCCAGCAGAACCAGGGCGGGCAGCAACAGCAGCAGGGUCAGGGGCAGCAGAACCAGGGUGGGCAGCAGCAGCAGCAGGGUCAGGGUCAGCAGAACCAGGGUGGGCAGCAGCAGCAGGGUCAGGGGCAGCAGAACCAGGGUGGGCAGCAGCAGCAGGGUCAGGGGCAGCAGAACCAGGGCGGGCAGCAGCAGCAGCAGGGUCAGCAGCAGCAGGGUCAGGGGCAGCAGAACCAGGGUGGGCAGCAGCAGCAGGGUCAGCAGCAGCAGGGUCAGGGGCAGCAGAACCAGGGUGGGCAGCAGCAGCAGCAGGGUCAGGGGCAGCAGAACCAGGGCGGGCAGCAGCAGCAGCAGGGUCAGCAGCAGCAGGGUCAGGGGCAGCAGAACCAGGGUGGGCAGCAGCAGCAGGGUCAGCAGCAGCAGGGUCAGGGGCAGCAGAACCAGGGUGGGCAGCAGCAGCAGGGUCAGCAGCAGCAGGGUCAGGGCCAGCAGAACCAGGGCGGGCAGCAACAGCAGCAGGGUCAGGGGCAGCAGAAUCAGGGUAGGCAGCGGCAGCAGCAUGGUCAGGGUCAGCAUAACCAGGGUGGGCAGCAGCAGCAGGGUCAGCAGCAGCAGGGUCAGGGGCAGCAGAACCAGGGUGGGCAGCAGCAGCAGGGUCAGCAGCAGCAGGGUCAGGGGCAGCAGAACCAGGGUGGGCAGCAGCAGCAGGGUCAGCAGCAGCAGGGUCAGGGCCAGCAGAACCAGGGCGGGCAGCAACAGCAGCAGGGUCAGGGGCAGCAGAAUCAGGGUAGGCAGCGGCAGCAGCAUGGUCAGGGUCAGCAGAACCAGGGUGGGCAGCAGCAGCAGGGUCAGCAGCAGCAGGGUCAGGGGCAGCAGAACCAGGGUGGGCAGCAGCAGCAGGGUCAGCAGCAGCAGGGUCAGGGGCAGCAGAACCAGGGUGGGCAGCAGCAGCAGGGUCAGCAGCAGCAGGGUCAGGGCCAGCAGAACCAGGGCGGGCAGCAACAGCAGCAGGGUCAGGGGCAGCAGAAUCAGGGUAGGCAGCGGCAGCAGCAUGGUCAGGGUCAGCAGAACCAGGGUGGGCAGCAGCAGCAGGGUCAGCAGCAGCAGGGUCAGGGGCAGCAGAACCAGGGUGGGCAGCAGCAGCAGGGUCAGCAGCAGCAGGGUCAGGGCCAGCAGAACCAGGGCGGGCAGCAACAGCAGCAGGGUCAGGGGCAGCAGAAUCAGGGUAGGCAGCGGCAGCAGCAUGGUCAGGGUCAGCAGAACCAGGGUGGGCAGCAGCAGCAGGGUCAGCAGCAGCAGGGUCAGGGGCAGCAGAACCAGGGUGGGCAGCAGCAGCAGGGUCAGCAGCAGCAGGGUCAGGGGCAGCAGAACCAGGGUGGGCAGCAGCAGCAGGGUCAGCAGCAGCAGGGUCAGGGCCAGCAGAACCAGGGCGGGCAGCAACAGCAGCAGGGUCAGGGGCAGCAGAAUCAAGGUAGGCAGCGGCAGCAGCAGGGUCAGGGUCAGCAGAACCAGGGUGGGCAGCAGCAGCAGGGUCAGCAGCAGCAGGGUCAGGGGCAGCAGAACCAGGGUGGGCAGCAGCAGCAGGGUCAGCAGCAGCAGGGUCAGGGCAUUGAGAACAUCGACGGCCCUGACGGUGGUGCUCAGCCCGAGCCGCAUACGGAUGAGACAGAAUCUGGUAUCCGACAUGGCAGAGUCCAUCAAUGCUGCCAUAAAGAAAACUCGCAAGCUCCCGCCAGCAUACAUGCUUGCAACCCUGUGGGAUUGGAUGAUGAAAAGGCUUUACGAGGCAAGUGAGGACGCGGGUGAGAAUGACGGGUUCCUGACUCCCAAGGCUGCUGAAAGGUUUGAGAACAAGCGGCACCGGGCGGAGAAUUAUAUUGUUGAAUGCUCAUCCAUUGGUGGAGCUGGGGUUGUGACAAAUCGAGGGUCACCGUGGACUUCGCCAAUGUCGUUCAACGUGAACAUUGACACGAAGUGGUGUGAGUGUGGCAAUUGGAAGCAAUAUCAGUUUCCAUGCUCACAUGCUUUUGCUAUGAUGCGCGAAAAGGGGAAGGAUCCAGAGGAUUACAUCUCCUCCUAUUUCACCGCAGCCAAUUGGAGAGCUACCUACAGCACUCCAAUGAUGGGGGCUUGUAUUGACCGUGUCAUGCAGGAGAAUGCAAAUCCCGCUCACGGUGUGUGUGAUCCUCCAAAUUUUGUGCCGAGGGGUGUUGGAAGACGUCCAAUGAUUAGACGAUUUGAGGCACCGAAGCGUCCAAUCAAAUGCAGCACUUGUCACAAGAUGACGCGGCAUAAUCGACGCACUUGUAGGGGAAAGUAUGGGGCAGGCUCGGAGGCGAGAGAGGUAGAUAAUAACGGGGAGUAAGUAUGACGUGACUACAUAUGGAAAUACUAGCCCCAGCAGCAGCAACAGAGUGGGCAGCAGGCAGGGCUGUUUGGACAGCAGCAGCAACAGAGAGGGGCAGCAGGCAGGGCUGUUUGGACAGCAGCAGCAGGGCCAGGAUGGGAGCAGCUGCUGUCGUGGCAACACCAACACCACCAGCAGCAGCAUCAUCACCACCACCACCCACAGAAGCAUCAGUAACAAUAGCACCAGCAGCAGCGGCAGCGGCGGCAGCAGCAGCGGCAGCGGCAGCGGCAGCAACAGUAGUAGCAGCGUUGGCAGCAGAGAGGCCUGCUUGGGCAGCAGCAGCUGGGGCAGCGGCAUGAGGGCCAUGUUGGGCAGCAGCAACAGGGUCAGGGAUGGCAGCAGGGAGGGCCGUUCCAGCAAAAACAGCUGGACCUUCCCCAUCGCUGCCUCAUUAUAGUUCCUUCCCCCAACCACCUGCUUCAACUACCUUUGCUUUUUCACUUCCAUCACCAAGUUCCGCCAGUCUCCUUCCCCAAACCCCACCCUCAUGCGUUUCCAGGAAGAUGAUGAAGCCUUUCUUGAGUUCACUUUCCUUUAACUCCCCUCUACAUUGCCAACCGCCCGCCGCGCCUUCUCAUGAUCUGCCUUCCGAGACAGCCCCUCUCCACCUGUUUGAUCCGCUUUAAGCCACAAUCUCCACCCCCUCCCAUGCCUCUUCUCCCACAUGCUAAUUUUGUCACCUAGCCUUAUUAACCACCCCAUUUUUCUCUCCCCUUUAACUCGCUACAAUGUUGGGAACCUAAAUGUAUUAGUCAUUAAAAAAAAAGGAGUUGC